CUUGCUCCUUCUAAUUCAAUGUGCCAUAUACAAACUAGUCAGUGAUUCAAACACAUAUAUUAUAAGAUUUUCAAAAACAAUAGUGAUGGAGUUCAAGGUUAGAACUUUCCUAGCCACAGUGGUGAUGUUUCUGUUGGCAUCAAGUGUGUUCAUUUUGGAAAGUGAGGCAGCUGGAGAAUGUGGAAGGACACCAAUUGGGUCAGCAGCUGCUAGUCUAAGUCCAUGUUUGGGUGCUGUACGUAAUGUUAGGGCAAAAGUUCCACCAGUUUGUUGUGCUAGAGUUGGUGCUUUGCUUAGAACUUCUCCAAGAUGUCUUUGUUCAGUUCUUUUGUCACCUCUUGCAAAACAAGCUAAGAUUAAUCCUGCUAUUGCUAUCACUGUUCCUAAGAGAUGCAACAUUAGGAACCGACCUGCUGGAAAGAAAUGUGGAAGGUACACACUUCCUUGAAACCAAAGCAGGAAAAUAAUAUAUGUGAUAUGCAGUAUCUGACAUAUUAGAGAGCUAAAUAAAUUCUGUAACAUGACAUUUUCUACUUGGAGAGUGACAUGUUUCAGCCUAUAGCAUUUUGUAUUUCUCAGUGUAUUGUUGCAUGGUUUGAUGUAUUGCUUGAUACUUAUAAGAUAAUAAUCAUUAUUGUUAUUUUGUCCAA
Medicago truncatula (barrel medic) is the source of this 650-nucleotide messenger RNA. RefSeq names its product non-specific lipid transfer protein GPI-anchored 15. The coding region runs from base 86 to 448 and encodes 120 amino acids. The record is from RefSeq and is a predicted model, not a curated record. The transcript is spliced from 2 exons. Gene Ontology annotation, biological process: systemic acquired resistance. Gene Ontology annotation, molecular function: fatty acid binding. NCBI's taxonomy places the organism in Eukaryota, Viridiplantae, Streptophyta, Magnoliopsida, Fabales, Fabaceae.